Molecule: messenger RNA, 4680 nt
Organism: Labrus mixtus (cuckoo wrasse)
Lineage: Eukaryota; Metazoa; Chordata; Actinopteri; Labriformes; Labridae
Gene: hip1rb
Product: huntingtin interacting protein 1 related b
Exons: 32
Coding region: 353-3562 (1069 amino acids)
Biological process (GO): actin filament organization; endocytosis; clathrin coat assembly
Cellular component (GO): actin cortical patch; clathrin-coated vesicle
Molecular function (GO): actin filament binding; clathrin-cargo adaptor activity; phosphatidylinositol-3,5-bisphosphate binding
Source: RefSeq, a predicted model, not a curated record
UAAUGAUGGGAAAGCUGAUUUGAAUCACUUGACAUAUUGAACGUAGGAAAAGCUGACAUCCGUGUGGGAGGAUGUCGGUGGCUCAGCAGACACGGGGAUGAUGAUGAUGAUGAUGAUGGUUGCCUCCACCUUGGGGGAGGAACCUUCAACGUAACGCAGCGCAAACACACACUCGCUUUGCAUUCGCUCUUCCUCCUUCAGCAGCGCUGCGUCUCCAGCAUUAAUGCAGCCGCAGCCGGGAGAUGCUUCACACAUGUAACCUCGGCUGGAGAUAAAGAGGAAAAACUCACAUAUCCUGUGGACCGUUUUAUUUUUUCCUUUGCUGAAUCCGUCGCUGUGAAAACUCUCGAGGAUGAACAGUAUAAAACAUGUGCCCACUCGGGUGAAAAGCAGGCGGACUGAGGCCAACCUGGGAGCUGAGAGGGAGCAUUUUGACAAACAGCAGCUGAGCAGCAUCAGCAAAGCCAUCAACUCGGCUGAGACGCCUGUGAAGGAGAAACAUGCACGACGAAUCAUCCUGGGGACUCACAGGGAGAAGGGAGCCUACACCUUCUGGUCCUACGCUCUGGGUUUCCCUCUCGCCAGCAGCUCCAUCCUCAGCUGGAAGUUCUGCCACGUACUGCACAAAGUCCUGCGGGACGGCCACCGCAACGUCCUCCAAGACUGCAUGAGACAUCACAGCUCUCUAGUUGAAAUUGGGCAACUAUGGAGCAACCUCCACGACAGAUACGGACAGCUGGUGGCUCUGUACACCAAGCUGCUCUGCACUAAAAUGGAGUUUCAUGUGAAGCACUCGGAAAUCCCACCAAACCUGGAGGUCACGGAUGAAGUCCUGGAGCGCACUGCGGGAACAGAUGUUAAUAAUGUGUUCCAGCUCACAGUGGAGGUGUUCGAUUACUUGGACGCGGAGCUGCGGCUGGCAGAGACAGUGAUGCGACAGCUCAACACAUCCAUCGCCAUCUCCACCCUCACGUCAGGCCAGUGUCGGCUGUCUCCACUCAUCCAAGUGAUCCAGGACUGCAGUCACCUCUACCACUUCACCGUCAAGCUGCUGUUCAAGCUGCACGCCUGUCUACCUGCCGACACUUUACAAGGACACCGUGAUCGCUUCCAUGACCAGUUCCACAGCCUUAAGACCUUCUUCAACAAAGCCAGAGACAUGUUUUACUUCAAGAGACUGAUCCAGAUCCCAAAGCUGCCUGAUUCGCCUCCGAACUUCCUGCACGCAGCCUCGUUGGCGAAACACGUGAAGCCGGUGGUGGUGAUUCCGGACGAGGACGAACCGGAGCAACAAGAAGAUGAGGAUGACGACCCCGAGCCGCUCAUCGAGGUCAGCGACUCACCCAGCAUCCAGCAGUCACAGCCACAGCAGCUGGACAUAUUUGAUCAGGCAUUUGGUCCUCCAAACGGAGGCUUCGACGACAGGGAUCUCCAGAUCGAGAGUCUGAAGAGGGACUUGGAGCUGUUGAGAGCCGAGUUAGAGAGAGUCAAAGGAGAGGCUCAGCGCUACAUCACACAGCUGAAGUCACAGAUCAACAGCCUGGAGGCGGAGCUAGAAGAACAGCGUGCACAGAAACAACGCGCUCUCGUGGAAAAUGAGCAACUGCGCAUGGAGCUGGAGGCCACACGUCGCCGGAACGCCGAACAUGAGAGUGUACAGUUCACGUUCCUCGAGGCAGAACAGAGAGCGCAGGCCACCGAGCAGCGCUACAAUAAGCUGAAGGAGAAGCACACAGAGCUGGUGUCGAGCCACGCCGAGCUCCUGAGGAAGAGUGCAGACACUGUGAAGAUGCUGUCAGCCACCCAGCAGACCCAGGACGAGGUGGAGAGGACCAAACAGCAGCUGUCGUUUGAGGUUGAUCGAAUAAAACAGGAGGCGGACAUGAAGUUGGAGGAGCAGAAGUUUGAGAUGGAGAAGCUGAGGAGAGAGUUGGAUGAGAAGAUGGCAGAAGUGAUGCGCAUCAGAGCGACUCUGCAGAGCAGCGAGAAGACUUCGGAGCAAGUGAGCAGCUCCAUGACGUCUCUGCAGGCAGAGAAGGAGCGUCUGAUGCGGUCGGUGAGCGAGAAGGAGGCGGAGCUGUCCUCUCUGCGGCAGGCUGCGCAGGUGCAGCAGUCGUCACUCCUGCAGGAGCGAGAGAGGAGCAGCAGGGAGGUCGGCGAGCUGCAGGGCAAACUGCAGGAGAAGUCGAGUCAGGAGGAGCAGCUGAAGCAGAAGCUCCUGGAGGAGCAGUUCGCUCUGCUGCAGGGAACCAUCACCGAGGCUGAAAACAUCGUCCAGGAUGCUGUCGCUAAACUGGAUGAUCCUCUUCAUGUACGCUGCACCAGCUCUCCAGAUUACCUCAUAAGUCGGGCGGAGGCCACGCUGGGCUCCAUCGACAAAGUGAAAAAGGGUCAUGCAGACUAUCUGAGUAACAUGAGGGAUGCUGGAGGGCUGCUCAGGGCUCUGACCCAGUUCUCCCACUUGGCUGCGGAUACAAUCAUCAACGGCAGCGCCACAGCACACAUGGCGCCCACUGACCAAGCAGACCGACUGACGGAGAACUGCAGAGGCUGUGCCACUGAAAGUCUGCAGUUCUUCAAAGAUCUCAAGUCCAAGACCUCCCUCCAGAGGGCAGACCCGGCCUCCAUCCGCAUAGUGGUUCAAAAGAUCCUGCACCUGGGCCAGGAGCUGCGACCGAAAGGCAUGGACGUGCGUCAGGACGAGCUCGGAGAUCUGGUCGAUAAAGAAAUGGCUGCGACGUCAGCGGCUAUUGAAGAGGCGGUCCGCAGGAUUGAUGAAAUGAUGAAUCAGGCCAGAAAAGACACGUCGGGAGUCAAACUGGAGGUCAAUGAAAGAAUCCUCUACAGCUGCACAGACCUGAUGAAGGCCAUCCGCAUGCUGAUCAUAGCCUCCACAGACUUGCAGAAGGAGAUCGUGGAGGGAGGGAAGGGCGCAGCGUCGAUUCAGGAGUUCUACGCCAGAAACUCUCGCUGGACUGAGGGGCUCAUCUCUGCGGCCAAGGCUGUGGGAUGGGGAGCCACAGAGAUGGUGGAGUCUGCUGAUAAGGUGGUGCUGCACACCGGCAAAUACGAAGAGCUGAUCGUUUGCUCCCACGAGAUCGCUGCCAGCACGGCUCAGCUGGUCGCUGCAUCGAAGGUGAAGGCCGACCGAAACAGUAAGAAGCUGACGUCGCUCCAGCAGGCUUCUCGCCACGUGAAUGAAAUGGCGGCUAAUGUGGUGGCCUCGACAAGGACGGGUCAGGAACACCUGGAGGAAAAAGACACCAUGGACUUCUCCGGGAUGUCCCUCAUCAAACUGAGGAGGGAGGAAAUGGAGUCGCAGGUGAAGCUGCUGGAGUUAGAGAGCAGUUUGGAGAACGAGCGUCUGCGUCUGGGCGAGCUGAGGAAGAAGCACUACGAGUUGGCCGGAGUUCCUCUGGAGGAGCUUCCUGAGGGGAACGGGGACGCCUCCUUGCUGAGCCAUCCUGUCACCAUGUCUCCAAAACCCAGCAAGCCUGCUGUCAUGAGAAAACCUGCGCUGGCUCAGAAACCCAACGUGCUACCCAAAACCCCGUUGAAGUGAUGCUGAGCAGAAGAGGAAAACGCUCCACUCUCGAAUGUCUGACUUGACCGAGGACAAACGCCUUUCUGUGAAUGAUUGUUCCUUAAGUUAAAGGGUGAUUCUUCUUUUUCUUUGUUCCUUUGUUUUCUGCCAAGAAGCCUGAUUUUUGACUCUGGAUGCCUGUUGGGGAAACGAUGUCUUUACCCCUUUUUUUAAAAGUUACACUUAAUGCCAUCACAACAGAGUCCUUUUUAAUUUAAGUAUGUGGGAACAAGAACAAAAAAACAAAAGGUUAAUAUUUUACUUUUAGGCUGUGUGAAAGUAUUUUUUUUCUGCUUUAUUAAAAUGUUAAAUUUAAAUGUACCGAUUCUUUUAAAAGUCUGAUAAUCACAAAUGAAAGAAUAUCUUGUCAAUAGAUUUUUCAUCAAGCUUUGUAAAACAUCUUUGCACACUGUUUUGGGGUAUUCGAUGCAGAGCACAUAGCGUUUUCUUCUUAAUGUACACUGUGUUCUAUUUAUGUUGUUAUAUAUAUUAAUAUAGGAAACUGGGCAAUCACAUUCUGUGCGUACACGUUGCUGCAAAAGUUUUAACAUACCUCUUGCUUUGCCUUCAUGAAGCAGUACAACCCUCUUGUGUGCAAAACAUCUUUCUUUCUCAACAGUGUAAGAUUGUCUCCGAGGCCUUGAAAAGUACUACUGCAUUGAAUGAUAUCUGUGAAGACAUGUAGUUUGUAUAGGAGUGUGCACCUCACACCAAGUAUAAUUUAUACAUAUACUCAUCUCCUGAAUGUCUCUCUAUUCGAGGAGGACCUGGACAUGUUGUUGAAGCAUAAAGAAUCAAUGCUUGUACAUAAUUAUCGGAUGUAGGCGUCCGUAAUUAUCAAUGCUUCUUUUAGGCUAAAUACGGUGAAUUCAGGGUUAGCUUGCGGAUUAAUAUGAUGGUGUUAAAGUCCUCUUUGCCUCUGGGAGCUUUUCAUACAGGGUCUUAAAAUGCAUCUUUUUAUGUUCUAUCUUUCCUCUGUUUAAAAAUGUCUUUAUACACUCAGAUCUAUUAAUAUAUUUUAGUUAAGAUAAUGGUGGUUUCUCCUUGUAAGAAGUGUAAAUGUCCAACAAAAAUGAACAAUAAAUGUUUGAUUUAAA